Aureobasidium subglaciale EXF-2481 is the source of this 2358-nucleotide messenger RNA. Its product is annotated as glycoside hydrolase family 29 protein. Gene Ontology annotation, cellular component: lysosome. Gene Ontology annotation, biological process: fucose metabolic process; glycoside catabolic process. NCBI's taxonomy places the organism in Eukaryota, Fungi, Ascomycota, Dothideomycetes, Dothideales, Saccotheciaceae. Gene Ontology annotation, molecular function: alpha-L-fucosidase activity. The transcript is spliced from 2 exons. The record is from RefSeq and is a predicted model, not a curated record. Bases 1 to 2358 code for a protein of 785 amino acids.
AUGGGUCAUCCUAAAGCGUGUUGCCUAGCAUUGGCCCUCAAUGUGGCAGGUGCCUUCGCAAAUCCCAUCAAGCCUCGUGGACUCAUCUCAAAGUCUGCACCAAUUGAUCUCGUAUCUCACUUCAACAACAAAGCCUUUGGCACUUAUGCAGGGGAAGCAGCAUUUGAUCCUUUGAACCAGUCAUACCCAGCACCCGCUAUUGCUCACGAUGGAUCCUAUACCUCGACCCAAAGUGGUAUUCAGUAUGGUUUUCCGGGCUACACCGGGCCGAACAAGUCGGACAACGUGCUCUGCACUGGUCAAACCAUCGAAGUCCCGAAGAAGAGCUAUUUCUCGGCCUCUUUACUUGUAGCCUCAGAUGUCGAGCUCGAGACUGUGUCUGGCAACCUGACUUUUACCUAUCGAGACGAUACAACUUCGGUAUCUGAGCUGAGGAGCGAGCCGUGGUGGGCCUUUCUUACCAUCAAUCGAGGAGAAAUAAUCUUUCCUUACAGGUACACGGCCAAUGGGACCAACUUCAACACUACACACAUCUAUGAAUACAGCUAUGCUUUGGAUAAUACCAAGUCACUUGCAUCAAUCACUCUACCGACAACUACCAACACCACCACUGGAAGAUUGCAUGUCUUUGCCAUCUCGCUGUGGGAAGGCUCGGGCGUGUCUGUUCAAUCAGUUCGUCCCACACAGAAGUGGGUAGGCAAUGGUACUCAAGUCGUCGAGGUCACAAUCAACAACGCUGGUACACAGUGCGUCUCGGGUGCCGGGCUUAAGGUCACUCUUUCCGGCGGUAACAUCACGACCGUGAGCCCCGGGUAUGUCAAGAGACUCUGUCUUGGAGAUCAGAAGCGUGUCAACAUCGGCACCCGAGGCACAUCAAAGGGCUCUGUCUCCGUCACACUCGACGAUGGGUCGCUUCAACAGAAUCAAACGUUCAACAACCUUGACCUUGGGCUAUCAACAUGGACAUCCGAACUCGAUAAUCUUGCCCAGCACGAAGCUCCAGACUGGUUCGACGGAGCUAAGUUUGGUAUCUUCAUACACUGGGGACCAUAUGCUGUUCCUGGCUGGGGUAACUCGACACCACACGAGAGUUAUGCUGAAUGGUUCUGGUGGUAUACCACCCAUCAUCCAGAGGCCGAUGCAUCCGACUUCUAUGACUAUAGAUUGCGAACAUUCGGCCCCGAUUGGAACUACGAUGACAGCUUCGUGAACUAUACUGCCUCGAAAUUUGAUCCCAGGGCCUGGGUUGACUUGUUUGCACACGCUGGAGCAAAGUACUUCGUCUUUACCACGAAGCACCAUGAUGGCUUUGCCAACUUUGAUACAGGAGCGACGAGUAACCGCUCAUCUAUCCACUAUGGGCCAAAGCGAGACAUCCUGGGUGAACUUUUCGAUGCAGCGGCUGAGUAUCAACCAUCUUUACGCCGAGGAACAUACUUCUCUCUACCAGAGUGGUUCAAUCCCGACUUUGGUCCCUACGGCUUCUCGCAAUUAGCAACCAAUAGCUCCACAACAUGGCCUGGUAUGCUAGCCACGAAUCCUUACACUGGACUUGCCGAGCCAUACACAGGUCACAUCCCCGUCGACGACUUCAUAACCGACGUAAUGGUGCCCCAAAUGGAAAUCCUCGCCUACAACUACUCAACAGACAUCAUGUGGUGUGACUGCGGCGCCGCAAACGGAACCGCAGAUUUCGCCGCAUCCUGGUGGAACACCGCACGCUCCCAAAACCGUCAAGUAACCAUGAACUCCCGCUGCGGCCUCGCCCACACCGCAGACUUCGACACUCCCGAAUAUACCACCUUCUCCACCGCUCAAGCCAGAAAAUGGGAGAGCAAUCAAGGCAUGGAUCCCUACAGCUACGGCUACAAUCGCGCCACAAACGCAUCAGCAUACAUGAAUGCCAGCACAAUCAUCAAAGAUCUAGUAGACAUGGUAUCCAAGAAUGGCAAUUUCUUGCUAGAUGUAGGACCGAAAGCCGAUGGCAGUUUUGUGCAAGAAGAAGUUGACAAUUUGAAAGAGGCGGGGAAAUGGAUCAAUUCUCAUGGGGAAGCGAUUUUCAAUACGACGUAUUGGUUUGUGAUGCCGGAGGAUAGGAGUGGGAGGUUGAGGUUUACCCAGACUGAGGGGGCGUUUUACGUCUUUUCGUUUGAGAAGCCGAAGGAUGGGUUGUUGGUGGUUGAUGCGGUGUUGCCUAUUCUGCCCGGUGACGAUGUGACGGCAGUGGGUGUUGGAAACGCAAGUGCUGCCUUGAAGUGGGAGAAGUCGGACGAAGGUACGUUGAAGAUUGAGGUGCCACAAAGUAUCAGUGAUUCAGAGAAAUACUGCUGGGUGUACAAGAUAGAAUACUUUACAUAG